UUCGUCGAGGCGUUCGGCUCCUUCCUCUUCACGAAACCAGUUCUUCACUCCGCUUCAGCUAUAACCUUGUUUUCCAUCUCGGACGCUCUCUUAGGGUUUCAACCCCAAGCCCUCUUCUGGCCAGCUUGGAGAGAAAAUGCCUAGAGAGACGGACCCCUUUUGGAAGUAUGUGAAAUUGCUGCCUAACAAACACUGGAACUGCAACUUCUGUGGGAAUUCGUAUGCUGGAAGCGCGACCAGGAUCAAGGCCCACUUAGCUGGAGUUGGAGGAUAUGGGAUCAAUGACUGCAAGAACGUUGAUGGCCGAGUGAGAUCGGAAGCCCGGAAGGCGAUGAAGGGUAAAAAAGUGGUGGAAUCGAGCAGCAGACCAGAUAACGAUGAAGUGGGUCUGCAUCAGCCUGUGAUUGCAAGCAAUGAAGAUGGUCGGCCUGUGAUUGCAAGCAAUGAAGAUGGUCGGCCUGUAAUUGCAAGCAAUGAAGAUGGUCAGCCUGUGAUUGCAAGCAAUGAAGAUGGUCAGCCUGUGAUUCCAAGCAAUGAAAAUGGUCGGAGAGAGACUUCAUUUGUUGCCAUGCCAUACCUGAGCUCUAAUGCCAUAAGCAAUGGUCGGCCUGUGAUUGCAAGCAAUGAAGAUGGUCGGAGAGAGACUUCAUUUCUUGCCAUGCCAUACCUGAGCUCUAAUGCCAUAAGCACUGUAGGUGCAAGUUCAUCAGACUUUCAUCCAUCGCAUGAGAUGAAUGUGCCCAGUCAGUAUCUUCCUACUCAAAACAUGACGACACAUGGGGACUUUUCAUUCUGGACACAACCUCCUCAAUCUCAUGCCGUUGAUUCUAACAUUCAGCCAUGGAAUUUGAGUUAUCCUGGUGGCGGCGGAGACCUUGCACCUGAAGCUUUGACUAACAUGCCACCCCUAGUAAAUGUAGAAGGGGGAGAACCCAAUGCAGAGGUUCCACAAGAUGCGAGGACGGAUGAUGCACUCGUCGAUAGUCAACCAAUUGCUUGUGGGCUGGUCAACGAGAAUAUGCCAUCUCUGAAAAGAAAGCUGGAAGAACUAAGCAAUCAAGAAGCAGACAUGGAUGGGUUGGAGACAUGGUGUAGGAAAGCACAAAGGAUUAGUGGAGAAUAUUGGAGCACGUUCCAAGCAUUCCGAGAAGGCAGAUCUCUUUCUCCACAGCAGGUAGAAAGAGUAAAUGAUUUGAGCAAAGAAGUUAAAGAUAUUCUAGGCCACUGUAGCUUCCCAAAGGGGUCGACAACACAUGCUGCUGGAUGUAGGAAAAGUUUGCCCUUGGAAACAACAGAGCUAGUAGACAAGGAAAGUAAGGAGACAAUCGAAAAGAUAUGCGGCUAUUUAAUGGAGGAUGAGAUUUUCGUCAUUGGCAUUUGUGGAAUGGUGGGAGUUGGCAAGACAGCCAUUUUAAUGCAUGUUUAUAAUAGAGUACUUGAGAAUCUUGCCUUCAAUGAUGUGUUUUGGGUCACUGUACCUCAGGAGUUUAACGUCUAUGCACUGCAAAAUGAGAUUGCCAAUGCACUAGGACUAGACAAUCUCUCAAAGGAUAGGGACGUGAAGAGGAGGGCGUGCAUAUUGAAUAGGCAUUUGAAGAGCAGGAGAGCUGUCUUAUGCUUAGAUGGUCUGUGGAUGCACUUUGACAUUGAGGAUGUGGGAAUUCCAGUUGAGAAUGCAGGCAUUAGGUUGGUACUGACAACUCGAUCACUAGAUGUAUGUCAUAAGAUGGUCUGCCAGAAACAAGUCGAAAUAAGCCCUCUAUAUCGGCCAGAUGAUUGUUGGGUCUUAUUUCUAAAAACACUUUGCUUUGGGAGAGACCUCCCUUCAGAAGUUAAAAAAAUUGCAAGCUCCAUUUUGGAUAAGUGUGGGGGUUUGCCACUUGGGAUCAUUGAGAUUGCAACUCACAUGAAGGAACUAAAGGCAGUGCAUGAAUGGAAAGGCUUGUUGCAGCGAUUAGAAAAUUCGAUGAUGGAACUUAAUGUGUUAAAGAAACUGAAACUCAGUUUCGUGAACUUGGGGAAUCUUCAAGUGGAGCAGUGUUUAUUGCAUUUAAUACUCUGUUUUGGAGAGUACUUCUCUGAAGAUGAAAUCAUCAAAAAAGUUUUGAUAGAGUCUUUCAUAGAUGAGGGCUUGUUAAGUGGAAUGGCCACCCGGCAAGAAUUGCACGAUAGGGGAAACACCAUAUUGGACAAAAUAAAAAGGGCUUGCCUGGGGGUUAAUAUAGACGAAGAGCGUCUCUUAGUACACCCCUUGAUAAGGGACAUGGCAUUGCAAAUAGUGACGAGCACAACUCACAUGGUCAAGGCCAACAUGGGAUUGAAAGAAAUUCCAGAGGAUAAGUUCUGGACCGAUCACCUAGAGAAAGUCUUCUUACAAAGCAACGAUAUAGAAGAAAUCCCAUACGGCAUAUCGCCAAAUUGCCCUAAACUUAUGAGGCUGUCAUUGAAUAACAAUGUCUCUUUGGAAGCCAUCCACAAAUCUUUCUUCAAGCAUAUGAAGGGGUUGAAGGUUCUAGAUCUCAGCAAAACGAAAAUCACGGAAUUACCGGACACCAUGUCUCACUUGGAGAGCUUGGAAGCACUGUUACUUCGAGGGUGUGAGGAAUUACGUUGUGUACCUUGUGUUCGAAAGUUGGGUUCCCUAAGAAAGUUGGACAUGAGUGGGUGUACCAUGCUGGAAGAAGUGCCAAAGGGGAUGGAGAUGUUGGUAAAGUUAAUGUACCUCGAUCUACAUGGCACAAAGAUCAAGACACUACUAGAAGGAGUGUUGGGGAAGCUGGUGAACUUGCAAUAUCUGGUGAUUAAAAAAGUGACGGCAAAAGAAGAGGAAGAGGAAGAGGAGGAAGAGGAAGAGAUAAAAUUAACAAAGGUGGAAGGAUUCUAUUGCUCUGUUCUAAAUGUUGAAACAUUCAAUGCGUGCGUGAGGCUUCUCGAGCGAAACAGCUCCCAACCAUAUGAACUGUGGUUGAACGAAUUAGGAGAGCACUCCUUUAGAAAUAUGCAUGAGAGGCAUAUAAUCAUCAAAAGUUGCCGUAGUAUUGCGGCAAGGGUAGAUGGAGAAAUUGGUGGGGAUGGCCACGCUCUACUUCCAAAAAAUGUGCGAGUACUGGAAGUAGGACGGUGCAAUGGGGUGACAAGUUUGUGCGAGGUAGGCCCACUUUAUGAUCUAGAGGAGCUGAAGAUAGAGAAAUGGGAGAAGCUGGAGGAGCUGGGUGCUGUCCACUUCCCUCGCCUACGGAGACUAUAUAUCUCUGGGUGUUCCAAACUGAAGCGUCUCUUGAAGGAGGGGCAUGAUCUCCAAUAUCUACAAUGGUUUAAAAUCGAGGGCUCAGAGGAACUAGAGGGGAUUGAUAUAGUGGCACCUUCUCUUUAUAGUAUAGAAGUGUACGGGUGUCCUAAAAUGAAGAGGGUGGUGGAAUGGGAGUGGCUGGAAACUCGCCUUCCAAAUCUGAGGUCCAUUAAAAUAAAACAUUGCGAGCAAUUAAAGGAGAUAAUAGGUGAGCGAGCAGGGCCUGCCGGUGCAACUUAUUGUCUUGCAAAGAUUGAAAUAGAAGGAUGCAAGAGGCUGGAGAGGGUGCUGAUGAUGUGGGGCCUCCCGCUGAGCGUCCCUUUCCUCCGACAUUUAUCAGUCAAAGACUGCAAGGGCAUAGAGGUGAUAAUAAGCUCUGCUCCCGCCACAAUGCAUCUCAACUCAAAUUUAACACACCUGACUCUAUGGAAACUUCCGGCGCUGGAGGCCAUAUAUGAUGAGACCGUGAGUUGCCAUUCAAUCGAAUGUAUCGAUAUAAGAAAUUGUCCAACGCUGAAGAGGCUUCCUAAGAUUGACGAUGGGCUCCCUUGUCCUCCCCGCGUUGUUAAAAAUAUUUGGAUAGAUCAGCAGCUGUCGCGGUUGCGGUUGCUGGAGUGGCGCCAGUCCCUUUUCCAACCUGUACUUGAACGCUUAGCCCGGAUUCAUGAACCUCGUGAAGAAGAGCUUUCCGAUCAAAGCAUUGUUAAAUAUAUUGACCGUAUUGCGGCAAGGGUAGAUGAAGAAAUCGGUGGGGAUGGCUGCAAUCUACCCCGGAAAGAUGUGCAAGUACUGACAGUAGGAAGGGGCAGUGGGGCGACAAGUUUGAGCAAGCUAAGCUCACUGAAGAAUCUAGAGGAGCUGACUACAGAGGAUUGCGAGAAGUUGGAGGAGCUGGGUGCUGUCCACUUCCAUUGCCUGCGGGUACUGAAAAUCGCUCGGUGUUCCAAAUUGAAGCAUCUCUCGGUGAAGGGGGAUGGGUUUCCACAUCUACUAUGGUUUGAAAUCAAUGGUUUGGAGGAACUGGAGCAGAUCGAUUUAGCUGCGCCCAGUCUAAAACUUAUGGAAGUGUCCCAGUGUUCUAAAAUGAAAAGAGUGGUGGAAGGGGCCUGGCUGGCCACUAGCCUUCCAGAUCUGAAGUCCAUUAGAAUACAACGUUGUGAGAAAUUAGAGGAAAUAAUAGGCGGGCCAUUGCCAACCAAGCACACUUGUCUUACAAAGAUUGAAAUAGAUAGAUGCAACAACAUGAAGGGGGUGCUGCUGACGCAUGACGUGUUGCCCCACCUCCCUUCCCUCCAACAGAUUACAGUUGAAAACUGCGAGGGCAUAGAGAUGAUAAUAGGCACUGCCCCCGACAUGACGCAAUCUUCCUUCCCAGAGUUUACACGCCUGACUCUAAGGAAUCUUCCGGAACUGAAGGAGAUAUGUGAUUGGAUCAACACUUGCGAUCACAUCCAAUUUAUUGAAAUAACAAGAUGUCCGAAGCUGAAGAGGAUUCCUUUGCCACUGCGCCCACGUGACAGUGGCCUCCUUUCUCCUCCCCCCUCCCCUGGACAGAUUUUGAUGGAUCAGGAGACGUGGCAAGCACUUGACAGUGGCCUCCUUUCUCCUCCCCUCCCCUGGACAGAUUUUGAUGGAUCAGGAGACGUGGCAAGCACUUGACAAUGGCCUCCUUUCUCCUCCCCCCUCCCUUGGACAGAUUUUGAUGGAUCAGGAGACGUGGCAAGCGCUGGAGUGGGACCAUCCCCUUGCCCCUAUCUCCCUUGAACCCUUCGUCGAGUUUAUUUCUGGUGAGUUACCCACAAGUUUUACAUUUCUUUUAUUCUCUCCAUCUAAAGAUCGAUCUCCCACGGUACGGUAAAAUCUCUUUUUUUUUUUCCCGAACUGUAUACCAACUAUUAGGCCCAGUAUGUAUAACUUUUAUUAUUGCUUAAAAGUAAAUCAAAAUGGUUGUAUUAUUAUUGAAAAUUAAUUGCCAUGGCAUCGUUCAAAGAAUAAUAACGGCAAUUUUCUAAAACUUAAAAUUGCCAAAAUAUCGAGUCUAAUUCUUAAGUUCUACUUUAUUAGUCGGGACA
Messenger RNA from Eucalyptus grandis, 5361 nucleotides. Its product is annotated as probable disease resistance protein At4g27220. Gene Ontology annotation, molecular function: protein binding; ADP binding; DNA binding. Lineage: Eukaryota; Viridiplantae; Streptophyta; Magnoliopsida; Myrtales; Myrtaceae. The record is from RefSeq and is a predicted model, not a curated record. The transcript has 4 exons. Bases 137 to 4948 code for a protein of 1603 amino acids.